AUGGUUUGAUAGUUGACAGAAAACACCUCAAACAGAAUUUGCUAUUCUAGUAGUUUUUUCAUUCAUUCAUUCUUUCUUUUUUCUAAAAAAGCAAAUCUUGUGAGUCCCGAAAAUUUUGCAUAUAGGUAUCUUGUCUUUGCUCGUGGCGCGGAGACAAACGAAAAAAGAUUUUUUUUAAAAGAAAGAUUUAAAAAAAAUCCAUCAUAUAAUGAACUGUGUUUCUUAACAGUAAAUGUUAGUAGUACUUAGUGAAUUGCCUUGUUGUGCUCCAGCACAGCUGAAAUUGAAAAACGAACAUGGAAAUGAUAUUUUUGAUGGGGAGGGGUUUCUUUUACAGCAGAGCUACAGGCGGCUGUAUUGAUCAAGGAAGAAGGACCAAAAACGCGCGUGCGAACUUUCCUUACUUCGUUCUUACCUAAUCAGAUACUUGGAACGACUUUAAUACCCGGGAGAGAUUUUAAACAAUUGUUACGCAACAUUUUGGAGGGUACUUACUUAGCAUUUGUUUUGCGAGUUAUCAAGGUCAAACCAGGCCAAACUCGUUCAAAUUAAUCAGCGAGUAGUUAUAAUUGCACUUUAUUUAUUGGAGAAGAACAAACGUUUCUCCUAUUUGGCGAAAACGAUGAUUGACCAUGUCAAUCAGGAGGAUAGCGUUUAGUCGUUGUAUUUUCGCUUUGUCAGAUCUUGAAAGCUUAGAUGUUUUAAAUUAUGGAGGGUAAAAAGUGUGAUCAUUGAGACGGACAAGAGGGCUACCCUCCCCCCCCCCCAACCCCCUAUUUCCUUGCCUACCAAUAAUCCCAGUUAACUCUAGUAAGUCUCAUAAAAACCGGGUAGACAGGGUCCUCUGGCCUGAUUUUUAGCACUUACGCGAGAAAUGUUCUUUGUAGAAUCUAAAUAUUUCAAGCUUACUAGGAACAGACGCAUAGGCGAUGCAUUGAAAAACGCCACAGGAGCUAGAAACACAGUGGACAUGGAAACGGUUCUGAAAAUCAGCAAACUGUUUUCUGAGUUGAAACCUCAACUCUGUCAUUCAAAUGACGUCACAUGUCCCCCAGGCCCUCCCGGUCGACCUGGACCAAGGGGAGACGAAGGAUCUUGGGGACGAAGAGGACAGAAAGGACAAACAGGAAACAGAGGAGACCAAGGCAUUGUGGGAUCGCCUGGAAUGAGCGGAAAGCAAGGCAUCAUGGGACCUGUAGGUCCGAAGGGUGAUGUUGGACUCAAGGAACAAAAAGAAGAUAUAGGACCUGCAGGCAUGCCGGGAGCUAAAAGAGAACCUGGUGAAUCGAUUUCCGCUCCUGUUGUUGCUGUGUCCCCUAAAACACUGACAGUUAACGAAGGUGGCUCAGCUUCGUUUCAGUGUUCAGUGAGUGGUAAUCCUAAACCCGCAAUCAAAUGGAGUAAACGGAACAGUCAGUCACAAAUAAGCUGA
Molecule: messenger RNA, 1432 nt
Organism: Porites lobata
Lineage: Eukaryota; Metazoa; Cnidaria; Anthozoa; Scleractinia; Poritidae
Source: the annotation of a GenBank genome assembly